GCAACCCCUUCCGCGCUUGCUGCAGCUGCAGCUUUCCGCUCAGUGCUCUACCUUCUGGCACAGCAUCACAUUUGUUCACCAUAGAGCUGGGUUGAGCUGAGCUUUCCUUCCCUUCCCUUGAGAGUUCGUUCCUUGCGUGGACAGAUGUCUAUCGAGCCAUUUCCUCUCCUUGUUCCCAGCCUUUGUGAUUCCUCGUCUGCAGAAAACGUUCACGCUCCUGUGACUGGAAUCCAUCCUGUUUGACCACCUGAUCGCCUGCCUCACAGGGUAAAUUGGCUGCCAUGAUGCUUGGGCUACAGGGAAAUGCUGCCAAAGUGUAUCGCUGUGUGGCUUGUUCAGCCACCUUUACUGGAUUGGCCUCAUUGCUAGUACAUCAGGCAACCCAUGCCAGCCCACCCUCCAAGGUCACCUCCCCUCCUCCAACCCAGCCUAACAUCAGCCCACAUGAAACGCCGUUUGCAAGUACAGACUCAUCCAUCGAGCACCUAAGCUCGCCAUCACUCUUGCCUGACAGCCCUACACCUUCUUUCUUUAUUUGUGAUUGUGGAGAGGAAUUUCAGGACUUUGGUCUUAUGCUGGAGCACAAACGUUCACAUAUAUCUCAAAUACAGCUGCUGCAGCCCCUGGAUAGUAACAUUGUUCUCCCCAGUGCAACAGAUUGCAAUAAGGAUUUUCCAACCCAGCAUGUAUCAUUCACUCCUGUAACCCAGUCCAGUUUGGCCCUUGCUUGUCCCUCUACCUCCAAGUCCCCAGCUGUUGAAUUACCUACUUUAACAGCCCAAAAAGCAGAUGUAAGCCUGGAGGACAAUAUUGCCAUAGUAACCGAUCCUCAAGGCCAGUGUGCUCCCCCUGAAAAUGAUAAUGAGGAGCAACUUCAGAACAUGUCAUCCACUGCCGAGCAAAUACCAGAGACUGUGGAGGAAACUAAUUUCGAGGAGAACACAAAUGCUGUCCGCAGCUGUGAAAAAGGAGAGAAUUUGCCCACAAAUAACAUCCUUAUGAAGCUGCUCGCAUCAGCGUACAUGAAACACUUACCCCUUCCUCAGAGUCAGGAUCAGAACGAAAACACAGUUAUCCCGAAGCAGGAAGCUGUACCCGUGGAUAUAACACCAGGAUCAAAAACAGAAGCGGCGCCAAUCAAUGAUCUGUCUAUUGCACAGUUGAGGCGACUCCUCGCAAAACCUGAUAUAAAGACAAAGGCUCCAUCCAUUAGCAGAAUUCUUGAGUCCAGUAAGAAGAGGGUUGUCUCUCUGACUAAGACUUUAUCUCCUGUUGUAGUUCUCGAGACUCGUCAAAAGCUCAUGGAUCCUGUUGGUAACGGAACAUACGGGAAAUACCAGUGUGGCCGCUGUCGUAGGGUUUUUCAGAACCUGGACAGAUUGACAGAGCAUCAUUUUUUACACAAAAAAGAGAGGAUUAAGUGUUGUCGUCGAUGCAAACAGCUGAUCAUUGGGAGACUGCCUUUGCCUGACAAUCAUGUGUGCCCUCAGUUCGGAAACAGGGCUCUACCGCCAUUGAGCGCUUUAAAAUCCAAGUUUCCAUUUGCACAGAAAAUAGUGCCGUUCCACAGUCUCAACAAUGCGAAAAAGGUUUUCUUCUGUCCAAUGUGCAAGCACAGCUAUGCACGGAGGUGGAACCUCAAAACGCACAAGUGCCAAGGUCCAAGGUCAGUCCUCUCUCAGCAGAUCAAUCCCUCAAUACAGAAGAUGCUAGCACUGCAGUCCACUAACAGCAUUGCCAGUGAUGGUGUGGAUGAAGUCAGUGCUGCAUCCCAGAAUUCCAAGAGCAUUGCCGUGGGCACGGAAGUUACUGGCCGUAUCAAGGUAGAGGUAACCUCUCCAAAUGCAGAGCAGUCUGCAGUUUCACAAUUGGCCUGGGCUCGCCCAGCACAGAACUUCUCCCCAUUCUCCCUGAAAUCUCCAGUGAUGGAGCAGCACAAGGAUAAUUCUGUGUGUAGCAUUUCACUCCAGCAAGGAGAAGAAAAUAACUGGGAUGCAGAAGCAGCCAAUAGUGACGGUAGUAACGAAGGGCAGUGGACGAUGCCUUUGGAUGAUGAAACGCAGGUGUUCAGUUCUGCAGAGAAGGGUGUUGAUGAUGAAGCGAAGAACUCCUUUUCAGUCGAACAUGGUCUGCGCUAUUUCGUCCGGGAUGGAGUGAAACGAUACCCGUGCAACAGGUGUCAGAAAACCUACAGCCGUGCUUCAACUUUGAGGCGCCACCUGCGACUCUGUGGUUUCAGGCCACGUGGGUUUGGAGCUAUAGCACAGGGUGGUAGUCAGGGUUUGAUUACACUGAAUGCCAAUAAUAUCAAACCAAUGUUUUCCUGUUUUGUGUGUGGGAAGGCCUUCAACCGCAAAGAUAACAUGAUGGUUCAUAGAAAAAGAUGUCAGUUUCAACGAACCAUGGCAGAUGUGGAAAGAGGGACUGUGCAGACGAGCUUGCCAGGCAAUGGAUCAGCAGAGCCAGCAAGUCAAACCCAGGAGGAUGAUGGAGGAAACUGGGGCAUCAUGUCACUGCCGUCUGUACUUCCAAGGAGGGUGACGUGUGAGUGUGGGGUCGGAUUUACGUCUCCGAGACUUCUCUUGGAGCAUUUGCAGAAGCAUGCUCAAGAAUCGUACACUUGUCCAACUUGUGGAGAAACAGUCAAUUCCUGGGCAGACUAUGAAGUUCAUUUGCAGAUCCACAUGCAUCCUCAUCACCAGUUACUGAAGGGACUACAGCCACAGCGAUCACAACCACUGUUGAUUCGAUUUCAGCAGCAGCAAACUCCGCCGCCGCCGCAGCAACAACAACAACAACAGCAGCAGCAGGUUCAGUCAGUGCACCCUCCUCCACAGAAGCAAUCACACCCAGAGCCACUACCAAAUCCACCAAAGAAGCAGGGGAGGAUUGUGUGCACACGAUGCGGGAAUACUUUUGCAACUCGCUGUUCCCUCCGAAGGCACAUAUCAUGGAAUCGAUGCAAAGGUGCACGGGUUACAAAUCAGUUUGCAAGCCCACCCAAAAGCGUGCACUGUUCCCACUGCAACGCUGACUUUCCGAACACCAUCAGUCUGAUUUUUCACCAGAGGAGCGGUGCCUGCAAGCCUGCCAUCAAGCCUGUCCGCUGUCCUGUUUGCCUCCGCUGGUUUGGUACAGUGGAGAGUUUGCAGAAACACCUGCUGACUCACAAACAGUCUGAAUCAUACCGAUGCGACGUCUGCCAGGGUACGUACCCAAACCUGAAAUCACUCAAAAACCACCGCCGGAGGAUUCAUCGCAUCAUGGCUGGGGACAUAAAUCCAAAAACACAAGAACAGCUUACAUCUUAACAACAUUUUUAAAAAUUGUGUCUGUCUUUGAGAGUGUUGGAUUAAGAAAUGAGCUCUUUUUUAUUAUACUGUGUUCUUUUUGCUUUUUUGUUUUUAAACUUUACAGGAUGUUGUACAGCUACAUAAGGUGUUUGUUUGUUUUUUUUAAAGUGCGAUAGUAGCUUAACCCUCUUUAAAAAUGUUUAAAAAAAAACAAAAAACAGACAUACUACACAUUUUAGUUUUACUAAGUUGAUCCUUAUUUUCCCUGUUCUCAGUAGCCUGUAAAUGAUUGAAUAUUUGAUAACCAAACUUUUAUCAUCGGGUUGGUGCUGUAGCUUGUUGUUGUUCUUGGUGUUAAUAAAGAUACCAGUAUGUGAAACAGAAAA
Molecule: messenger RNA, 3679 nt
Organism: Neolamprologus brichardi
Lineage: Eukaryota; Metazoa; Chordata; Actinopteri; Cichliformes; Cichlidae
Molecular function (GO): RNA polymerase II cis-regulatory region sequence-specific DNA binding; DNA-binding transcription factor activity, RNA polymerase II-specific
Source: RefSeq, a predicted model, not a curated record